Molecule: messenger RNA, 2684 nt
Organism: Scylla paramamosain (green mud crab)
Lineage: Eukaryota; Metazoa; Arthropoda; Malacostraca; Decapoda; Portunidae
Exons: 2
Coding region: 554-2443 (629 amino acids)
Biological process (GO): SCF-dependent proteasomal ubiquitin-dependent protein catabolic process
Cellular component (GO): SCF ubiquitin ligase complex
Source: RefSeq, a predicted model, not a curated record
AUAAAGAGAAAAGAGUGUGUACAUAAAUAAAUAAAGGAAAAGUGUUAAAAAUGAAGGACAAUAGUACAUAGACAUGAGAUGGUGCUCUUCAGGUGGGCGAGGAGAAUGCUUUAAAUAGCACUACCAAACAGGCUGCCGCACGCUGCCACCACCACCACCACCACCGCGCACCAACAAAACACAUCUACUGCGUCACGUGAAGGAAGAACACCUCGACUUCCCACGCAUCACUCUCCACGAGUUGCUGUAGACACACAGGGCAAGGCAGUGAAGGGAGCUGGGGUCAAGUGUUACAGAACUGACGGAGGGGCAGGAUCAGGCUAAGGUGGCCACGCAGCAGACUCUGAGUGGAGUGUUGGCCUCAGUAUUGCUGUGGUGGGUGGCUGGGGGUGUUUUGGGUGUUUCCUCGGCCUACCUCAUGGUAUACAAGCACACACCUCCCCCUCAAGUGUCAUCCCUUCGGUCUCUGUCAUUCUGCAGCCUUCAUACAUCCUCCUAUGGUCUUCUAAUCGUCAACAUACACCGCUGAUGCAGUUGGUCACCAGCCGCUGCAAUGGCGACUAAGGGCAGGCCAGCCCCGCUGCAGGACCUGGUGAGAGAGAGGACCUGCAAGUUAACCUUAGACGCUUUGAGUAACAUUCUGCGGCAAGAAAGAGAAUCCGAGGAGUAUCAUAGAAAACUUCGCUGCAGAGGUAAAAGAAAACGUGCUCAUUCCUGCGAUGGCUGUCCAGUUAGCAAGAAAGCAAAGACGGAGGAACACCAACAUGUGUACUACACCCGAGCGAGAGCGAAACGCGAGAGAGAACAGGAACACGACGAGGAUGUCGAUGCUCCAAGGAAAAGACGAAAAAGUUUCGGACCAUCCCACGGGGGCGCCUCUUCCCACACAAGCUCCCCGCCGCCAGGCCACCUACAAGGCAGCAGGGAUGACCUUACCCUCCAGCAGGGUGUGUUCGACUCAGACAAGCUGGAGGCCUUGAGACGCUGCUUCUGCUACCUAACCCCCUCCAUGUGGACCACCUAUGCUAGGUGUCUUCUGGACAGAGUUAUAUCAGAAAUCAGAUUCAAAGAAAUGGACCAAGAGGUUCUCGGGAAAACAAUUGAGUACAUAUUCGGUGCAAAGUUAUUGUCUUUCUCGACAGUGGCGAUCGAGCGUUACUCGUGCAGCGUAGUGAAGGUUCUCUUCGACCAGCUAAUGAAGUGCACACGACUGGAGGUCUUGGAAGUGACUGUACCGCCAAGCAGCAAGAGGGACGUGGCGGCUGCCGCGCUGUCCCUGCAGACGCUGGGGCGCCUCCACUCCCUCUCACUCCUGCCUUCCUCCCGUGUCUCCUAUCACUGGGCCGUUAGUCACCUGGCCCGCCACUGCUACGCGCUGCGGGAACUGAAGAUAGUCUACAACGGAGACCUCUUCAACAGAUCAGAUGAGCUGGCGAGUUUGGGGCGGUGCGGCAAACUCGCCUCCCUCUGGCUCUUCAACUUCGGCCACAACAGUGAGAUGAGGGAAGUGAUCCAUCUCUUGGAAUCUUUAGGGAACCUCGAAGUGUUGUAUCAUAAGGAGCUGCCCAAUGCCAUCCUGGAGCUGCGGCCCCCCAGGGAUGCAGGAGCGGGGGCCAUGAAAGCAGGGGCGGGGCGCCAUCUUGGGCUGCAGCGAGUGGAUCUAUGUUGGCACGAGCGGGCCAUUGGCUACCAGCUGGUGUACGUGCCAGCGUCCCACCUGCUGCACCUUGCCAGGAUGUGUCCUCACAUCAGGGUCCUCAACCUGGUAGGUCCUCCGUGUCUGGCCGAAGUGAUAGGACACCUGCCAAGCCUGCACGUACUGAUCCUGCACCAGGCCAGCCUCACUCUGUGCCUCGGCUCUGCCCUCAAGCACCUCGACCUCGCCAGGAUAACAGAACUGCGAGUGUCAGACGUGUGGGACGUGACGCACGACGUCAUCUCCGCGGUGGCGUGCGGCUGCCCUCACCUGCAGGUGCUAAAUGUCAUUAACGCAAACCUGGAAGCGCGAGGAGAUCUCCAGGCGCUGACCCACCGCCCGCCCUUCCCCCACCUCCGCCAGCUGACCCUCGUGUUCGGUAUGAUCAACAGGCGUCCUCCCCUUACCACGCCCUCGGUCUGGCAGCUCGGCGCACAGCUCACGUCCUAUUUCUUGGACGGCGCCUCCCAGCUCACCGACCUUUGGCUUUACUACCAGGAGGAGGACAUCCUGGACGGCGACCUUCCCACUGCACAAUACUUGGAUGACGUCCUGACCCGCCCGCGCCCCGCCCUUCGCUCCCUCAGACUGGAGUGGCCGCCGGCUGUGUCUCCCGGGCUGGUGGGCGCCGUGGUGCGUGCCUGCCCCGCCCUCGCCACGCUGUCCUCCAUCAUCACGUGGCCGCUCACGUCGGACCAGAGAGCCACCUUUGUGGCGCUGUACGGCCGAUGCGUAGACAUCAUGUGACCACUCUGAUGACCCAUAAGACUUGUUUUUCUUUUUUAGUUGCUUCUGAGGCCAUAUAAUUGCGACACAUAACUGUCAUAGCUUCAAUUCAUUACGGAUAGUGUUAUUUUUCCCAGUAAUAUGAAAAGAGAGCAGGUGAAACAACAAAACUCAAAGGUGAUUCUGAGACUGAGGCUGACCAGCCAGUAAGCGAUGACUGAGUGUGAUAUCAUGUAUUUCAGGAAAUACAAUAAGUAAAUAA